UCCGCGCAUAGCAACAAGAGGGCAGUGAAGAUGGUGAACUAUAGCGAUCCUGUAAAAUAACAUCUGGAAAUUUUUAUGAGGGUGUUAUUCUCAUACAGAAUCCUCACGCAGAUAACAUCCUAUGGCGUCCCAUCACGGCCGAAUCAGCCAGCAGGCCUUGGCCGUACUGGAUGUGACGUUGCGAGUUCCAUGUAUUUUUAUUAUCGACGCCAUUUUCAACUCUUACCGUGAUCCUUGGUCCGGAUGGGCCGGGGCCGCCGGAGGGAGUGUGAUUCGAGUUUUGGGUAUUGUGGUAUCCAGUGUGGUCCUGGUCUUGUCGCAAAAGGCCCUCUUUAGGUUCUGUAUGCUGCUCUUUGCUGUGCUUCUGGGAGCAGUGGCCAUCCUGCUCAACUACUAUGCCACCUCACAUAUAGACUUCUACAGUGUGUACUACGCGGCAGCGCUUGGCUUCAAGCUUCUGCCUCGGAAUGGACCUGCCCUGUGGUUGGGGAUGGCCGCUGUCCAGCUGGUGCUCGGCGUCAGCUACGUGAUGCUGCUCAAUGUCCCGUCCACCUACGCGGCGCUAAUCAUCCUUGACGUCACCGUCCCCAUCUGGGGGCUGAUCUUGGAGCUGCCAGUGGACGUCCAGCAGAAGCUGGCCGUGGCCUCUGGCUUGGUGCUAACUGCCAGCACAGUUGUGCACCUGGCCCUACAGCUGAAGUGUCUCUACUACUCCUGCCGCUAUGUCUACCUGCUAGUGCGGCACAUGUACCGCAUCUACGGCGUGCAGAUGCUGGUGGAGGACACCUGGAAGAGGAUCCGCUUUCCUGACGUGCUCCGCGUCUUCUGGCUGACCCGGGUGGUGGCUCAGGCCGUCAUCCUGGUCUACGUGGUGAGGGCGGUCCGGAAUGAGAGUGGAGACCAGGCCCACUUGACCUGGGACGUGCUGUGGGACCUGCUCAGCAACCUCAUCAUCAGCGGCUGCGAUUCCACCCUGACCGUGCUGGGCAUGAGUGCAGUCAUCUCAUCCAUAGCGCACUACCUAGGGCUGGGCAUCCUGGCUUUCAUAGGCUCCACGGAGGAGGAGGACAAGAGGCUUGGCUUUGUGGCGCCGGUGCUGUUCUUCAUUCUGGCUCUGCAGACCGGACUCAGCGGCCUGGACCCCGGGGAGAGACUGGUCCGGCUCUGCCGCAACAUGUGCCUUCUGCUGACCGCCAUCUUGCACUUCAUCCACGGGAUGACAGACCCAGUCCUCAUGUCCCUGAGCGCAUCCCAAGUCUCAUCCUUCCGGCGACACUUCCCCGUCCUCAUGGUGUCCCUCUGCCUUUUCGUGCUGCCCAUUGCCCUGAGCUGCGCCCUCUGGCGCCACUACGCCCUCAACACCUGGCUAUUCGCUGUCACGGCAUUCUGUGUGGAGCUCUGCCUCAAGGUUGUCGUCUCACUCACUGUGUAUGGGCUCUUCAUGGUGGACGGCCUCCACAGUGUCCUAUGGGAAGGGCUGGAUGACUAUGUGUACUAUGUGCGCUCCGCUGGGAACAUCAUUGAGUUUGUCUUCGGGGUGAUCAUGUUUGGGAACGGGGCGUACACCAUGAUGUUCGAGUCUGGAAGUAAGAUCCGGGCCUGCAUGAUGUGCCUCCAUGCUUACUUUAACAUCUACCUGCAGGCCAAGAAUGGCUGGAAGACCUUCAUCAACCGUAGGACCGCAGUGAAGAAAAUCAACUCCCUCCCGGAGGUGACGGGCAACCAGCUACGGGACAUCGGGGAUGUCUGCGCCAUCUGCUACCAGGAGUUUGCCUCCUCCGCACGCGUCACACCUUGCCACCACUACUUCCACGCCCUUUGCCUGCGCAAGUGGCUGUACAUACAGGACACCUGCCCCAUGUGCCACCAGCGGGUCAACAUCGAGGACGAGUCCCAGGACAGUGCCCCCUUCUCCAACAACAAUGGUUACGCCGCCCCUGAUGGAAAUGCGAACGAGGUUGCCGCAGUGGGGGGGGCAGAAGCUGCUGUCGCCGGUGGAGGCCCAGAGCCUGAGAAUGAGCUGCUGGAGGACAACGACAGUAUUGAGGACGAGUGGGGGAACCAGAACAGCGGGACACCCAUUGAGGAGGGCUACAUCAAUGAUGAUACAGACUCCAGCGGGGAAUGAUCAGCAUACAUUUAAGUUUAUUACCACACAACAUCAGGGAUGUUUUUUUUGCUGUAUUUCUUUUUAUUUUGUUUCUGUUUUUAAAGGGCUUACCUGACAGCAUGUGUACCGCUGUGUGCCUAGAGGAGGAGGUCAGGGAGUCAAGUGAACCGAACACAUUCCUUUCCCAGGGAUGGCAUCUGUUUCCGUGAUUCGCUGAGUGAAUGCAUGACUGAAAAUACGUUUGUAGGCGACCGUAGAACAAUUAUGAACUGUUGACUGGUCUUUAUGUUGUUUUCCUCAAAAAAUUCAUGUGGACCGUGAAGCUCUGAAACCUUAAUUUAUUUUGUCUUGAGUGAAGGGUUAUGGUAAUAUAUUCAGAGGAAGCGAAGCACUAAAUUAAAACAUCUGAUUAAAUUUGCACAAAAUAAUCCUCUUGAACUUGACCAGGCAAAGAGCACUCUGAACCAGACAAAAAGAUUUAAAUUUUAUGUGACAUGCUACUGUAAAUGCAUAUAUACCUCUAUCGUUGUUACUGGUCUCAUGUGCGACCUUAUUACAAUUGUGUACAUUAUUGUACAUGCAAUAAAACAGACUAUUUAAACAACAGUUGUACUGAAAUGACUUGAGGAAAGUGCUGCCUAUCAGGGGAUGUUACAGGUAAAUUAAAAAUGAAGCCAUGACAAGGUAUCAUGUUACAUGUGCACAUUACCAAAUAUGGUGUGGGCUUUAGUCACCUUGGAUUUUCAGUGUGAAAGGUCAAUAGCUUUUGCUGUUUCUAAUGCUUGAUAACUUUUAAUUGAUGGAUGGUGUAUUUAUACCACCUGCUGAAGUCAUGAGCCAUAUGUCUAAAGACAGACACACAGACUGCAUGAUAAAGCCUAAUAUCCCAGUAAAAGAUUGAAUUAUUCUUUUGCUUAAAAUGGUCAGACAUUAAA
Messenger RNA from Megalops cyprinoides (Indo-Pacific tarpon), 3045 nucleotides. Its product is annotated as E3 ubiquitin-protein ligase RNF139-like. Gene Ontology annotation, biological process: ERAD pathway. The transcript has 2 exons. Lineage: Eukaryota; Metazoa; Chordata; Actinopteri; Elopiformes; Megalopidae. Gene Ontology annotation, molecular function: zinc ion binding; ubiquitin protein ligase activity. Gene Ontology annotation, cellular component: endomembrane system; endoplasmic reticulum. Bases 122 to 2128 code for a protein of 668 amino acids. The record is from RefSeq and is a predicted model, not a curated record.